Molecule: messenger RNA, 423 nt
Organism: Staurois parvus
Lineage: Eukaryota; Metazoa; Chordata; Amphibia; Anura; Ranidae
Source: the annotation of a GenBank genome assembly
GACCUCCCGCAUAUCAUCUAUACCCCUCCUCACCCGGACUCACCUCAUAUCACUAUAUCCCCGCUCUCCCCCGGACACCACGCAUUCACUAUAUCCUCUCUCCCCGGACCCCGCAUUCACUAUAUCAUCCGCUCAUCCAAUCCCGGACCCCGCAUUCACUAUAUCCGCUCUCUCCCCGGAACCCCGCAUUCACUAUAUCCGCUCUCCCCGGACCCCGCAUAUCACUAUAAAUCCGCUCUCCCCUCACCCGCAUUCACUAUAUAUCCGACCCUCCCGGACCCCUCAUUCACUAUAUGUCGGCUCUCCCAGCCACUCCCCGCACAUUCACUAUAUCCGCUCUCCCCGAGACCCCUCCAUUCACUAAUAUCCGCUCUCCCCGGACCCGCAUCACAACUAUAUCCGCCUCCCGACCCCGCAUUCACU